Molecule: messenger RNA, 3438 nt
Organism: Engraulis encrasicolus (European anchovy)
Lineage: Eukaryota; Metazoa; Chordata; Actinopteri; Clupeiformes; Engraulidae
Product: cysteine-rich motor neuron 1 protein-like
Exons: 15
Coding region: 478-3363 (961 amino acids)
Cellular component (GO): plasma membrane; extracellular region
Molecular function (GO): serine-type endopeptidase inhibitor activity; protein binding
Source: RefSeq, a predicted model, not a curated record
CUCACAGACAGACAGAUAGCCACACGCUGCGUUAUCAGGGCGAGAGUGCGCACUCCCCACGCUUUCUAAUCUUCCCUAGUUUCUCCAACUGGAGACUAUUGAUGAGUAGUGGAUACCUCUGUCGCCAAAGGGAUACUAAACGCAGUGAGUGACAAAUUACAUCGGAGUGGAUAUUGAGACAUUUCAAAACGUUUUGGGACAUUUGGGAAAGAGUUUUCUUGUGCUAUUCAGUCAUCGUUACCUCUUCGUGCACAAGGAUUUACGUGAUUUUUGUUGGUCUGUCCCUUGAGGUUUCUAGAUUUGUUUUGCGGUCUAAAAUUGUGCAGCUUCUGGCACACGGGAUUACUUUAGAAGUUUGGGGGUGGCAUCCUUUCUGGGGCUUGGGAGUUUCAUGUGGCGCUCGUGAAGGGACCAACGCAGCCAACACACACACACGGACAGCACGGGCUUGCGCGACCAGGCAAACCUCAGCUCAGAAUGUAUCCAAAGUGCUUGUUCGCCUUUCUCCUCAACGCCUCACUUUUGGUGCGUUUGUUGGUGGCAUACGAAUGCACGCCAUGUGACCACCGGACAUGUCCAGUCAAAGCACCGCAUGCCUGUGAGAACGGCCGGAGCGUGGCCAGAGACCCGUGCGGAUGCUGUGAUCAGUGUAGCCGGCUGGAAUGGGAGCUGUGCGGCGGACAGGACUGGGCAAUGGGAUACUGCGCUCUGGGACUGACCUGUGUGUCUGUCAACCAGACAGGGCUAGUGAAUACUUUCAGCCCCGAAGCCGAAGUGGGAGUUUGCAAAGCUCUGCCCGAGUUUCCUGACGUUGGUCUGGAGGAUGACCGGUGCCCGUUGGUGAGUGGCUGUGACCGCACGGGAGGCCGGUGCAUCUGCGACUCCAGACACUCCUGCCUGGCCUCCUUCACCUACCCCAGCAAGGAGGCCUGCACGCGGGCCAUCAAGUCAGAAGGUAGACGACAUGAUGGGGAACAUCGUGAGAGGCACAGGGAGAAGUUUGUGGGCGUGUCCAAGCCGGCGUGCUCCUUCUCGGGCUGCAACCUGACGGCGGAGGGAUGUGAGUGCCAGUCCCACAGCUGCCACGACCGGUUCGAAUACCCGAACCGCAGCCAGUGCCAACAGGCCGCAGAUGAGUUGAAGUGUGCCGGUGUGACGUGCGCUCCGCUCCCCGUGCCCGCGUGUCCUGGUGACUCGGUGCUGACGCUUAGCUACACGCCCCCUGCUGGAUGCUGUCCCACGCUGCCGCCGCAGUGCACCUGCGCCACUUGCCCGCCUCCCCCCGCCUGCCCCCCGGGGCACAAGGCCGCCCCCCUGCGCCAGGCCCAAGGCAUGCCCGGCGACUGCUGCCACCAGUUCGAGUGCCAGAGAGCGUCCCCCAAGUGUGCCCACAAUGGCAAGGAGUACUCGGAGGGCGAGGUGUACCGCAUGGAUGCCUGCUGGCUGUGCCAGUGCCGAGGGGGCAUCUCCUUCUGCUCCAAGGCCGAGUGUGCCGAGCUGGACUGUGAAAACUUCUACAUCCCCGAGGGAGAGUGCUGCCCUGUCUGCAUAGAUGUGGAGCUGUUGUCUCGGGACAGCACGAAGGCCAGCUGCUGGGUGAACCACAAGCUGCGGCAGCACGAGGAACAGUGGAAGGAGGACGACUGCACCUUCUGCCAGUGUGCGGACGGCGAGGCCCACUGCACCGCCAUGGCCUGCAAGCAGAGCUGCCACAACCCCGUCAAGAUACCCGGCGAGUGCUGCCCAUUCUGCGAAGAGCCCUCGUAUGAGACGGUGAGCCCUCUGUUGUGCCCGCCCCUGGAGAACUGCACCCUGUCUGGGGUGGACUGCCCCUACGGCUUCCUGCAGGACCACAACGGAUGCCUGCUGUGCCAGUGCCUUGGCAACGACUCGUGUCCUGACCUGGCCAACUACUGCUCGCUGGAUUGCCCUGCAGGCUACGAGAAGGACGACUUCGGCUGCGAGGUGUGCGAGUGCAGCCCACCUGUAUCCAAGUGCCGCACCCUCUCCUGCAGCAAGACCUGCCCUUACGGAUAUGUAAGGAACAAGCACGGCUGUGAGAUGUGUCGCUGUGUCAAGUGUCCCCCCUUCACCUGUGACAAGCACUGCAGCGAAGGCUACCAGCAAAACAAGAAAGGAUGCAACAUCUGCAUGUGCCAAGAGAGUUCCCAAGUGCCUGCCACCUCCCCCACCUCCACCUCCACCUCCACCAUGCUUCCCCUGCCCAGCUACUGCCUCACGGCCAACGGGCGCCGCUACGAGGAGGGCGAGAGCUGGCACGACGGCUGCCGCGACUGCUACUGCCACGCUGGCCGUGAGAUGUGCGUCCUCAUCUCGUGCCCCGCCCCUUCCUGCUCCAGCCCUGUGGUGCGGCCCAAUCAGUGCUGUCCCACCUGCGAAGAUGAGUCGGGCAGCGGUCAGGCAGAGGGCAUGGACCUGGUGGUGUGCCGGGCGCCGGGCGGGGAACUGUAUGUGGAGGGGGAGACGUGGAACCUGGACGAGUGUACGCGCUGCACCUGCAGGAAGGGCCGCGUGCUGUGCGACACCGAAGUGUGUCCCCCGGCACUGUGCCAGUCGCCCACCAAGAGCAAAGACACCUGCUGCCACGUCUGCCCAGAGGACAAGCUCAAGCCCCUCCUCCCUGUGGACGGCAGCCAACAGGAGUACUGCAUCUCCAGCGACGGAGACGUGCUAUUGGCCGGCUACUCCUGGAAGGCCAAUGCCUGCACCAGCUGCACCUGCACCAACGGCAGCAUCCAGUGCUUCUCACAGCGGUGCCCGCCUGCCCACUGCCGCGUGCCCGUCCUCCGCAAGGGACAGUGCUGCCCACACUGCCUGGAGGCCACCACCACCUCCGUGCCCAUGCUGCUCUCCACCACCACCCCCCAGACUACAACCUCCACCACCCAGACUACCACCUCCACCACCCAGAGCAGCCUGGCCUGGAUCACCACCGCCACCGUGCCGCCCAUCGUUGUUGCAUCCACAGAUGGUAAAGGCCUGAGCGAGAGCUCCCCGACGCAGACAGAGAUGGCCCUGAUCUACCAAUCAGCAGCCUGGAUCCUGGCCGGCCUCCUGUUGGCCAUCGUCAUCUUCCUGGUGGUGGCACUACUCAUCAACAAGAAGAAGAAAUGGGUGCAGAUGUCCUGCUACAGCGCUCCCAAGAAGACGGUGAUUCUCAAGAAGCAUGUGAACAAGAACUCUGUGGUCUACAUGGAACCGUCAAAGGAGAACAAGUUCCAGAACGUGAAGAACGACUGUGGCAUCAACUUCUCCUCCCCCUCCGACGCGGGCUCUCAGUACGGGGACGCCGGCAUGAAGAUCCCCCGGGCCAAGCUGUGCAACGGACACGGCAUACUGUAGAGAGCACUGGAGAGAGAGAGAGAGCAUGAAGCGAGAGAACACACACACACACAAACACACCCACACACACCCGCA